Molecule: messenger RNA, 834 nt
Organism: Peronospora matthiolae
Lineage: Eukaryota; Oomycota; Peronosporomycetes; Peronosporales; Peronosporaceae
Source: the annotation of a GenBank genome assembly
AUGCGUGCGGCCGCGGAAAGUGCCUCUCAUGCCUCAGCAGCAGGCGAUUCGCCGCCUCUUGUCGUGAAUACUCCACGUAGUGAGUCACCACAAGCGACAAGUACAUCCUUUGCGCCUGCAGCGGGUACCUCGGGUCGUAAUCAAGACGAGUCUGAGAUAGAGCCCAUCUAUUCUGGCGAGUCGGAUGAUGCGUCCGACUCGAAGGAGACACCUCACGCCUCCGGAUCACCCAGGGCGGACACUGCAAGAGCCAGGUUGACUGGCUCUGGUCAACGUGGCGGCAUCAUGUCCGAGAUCUUCGGAUCGAGCGAUUAUUCCGACAAAUCUCCGCCUCACGCAAGAUCAUCCAACGGUAGAACGCAUGGGAAUGGUGGUGAUGCACCUAAACAUCAUCACGAGCGAAGUAACUUAAGGAAUCGGGGUGUCACUAGUGUCAGUGCUCACGCUGGCAACAAUCAAGAGGCCAAGGAACGAAAUGUCCUGCGCCACGCUCCCCAAGUAGAGUCUCCAUGGAUGUUGCCAUCCAGAGAGUUGGACCGGUUGGCCGGCACGACUACCGAACGGGAUCGAAUCCCGUUGUUAGAUUGCAGGAAGAUUUGUCCACCUGAUUUCAGCACGGAAACUAUCAGUGCUGAGGAAGAGUUCUUCAUCGAUGCGUUUUUCAAACAUCGGUGGUACAAUGGUAGCCGUGUUCGGGACGGCAAAGCCUUGUUGCAGGGAUGGAAUGCCCUCAUCCACAACAUCGAGUGCAUUGGCCGUGAGGCUUGGCUCGCAUCAGGUUUGAGAAACGCAACCCAGUCGGGGCGCAGUACAAGUCGCACCGGCUUUCAAUAG